CGUUUCGGGUUUGUUUUGACAAGAGAUCCAUAGACUAAGACAACAUAGGGGAGGGGAGGAGAUGGUGGGUGUCAUAACCGCUCAAAACUAUAAAAGAAAGGGAACGAAGAUCGGGCACGCGACGAUUGGUAGUCGGGGGUUGGGGUUCGGUCUUGUGUGUCCAGAUGUUGCGGACAAUUAUCAUAUCAGCAGCACAUCAUUUGCAGUUAAGUGAAAAAGCAGAUUGAGCCGCGAUCGGAAGAAAGAGAGCGAGGGGCCACUUCCUUAAUAAGCUUCUCCCUUGGGUCCGAGCGAUCAGUAUUACGUAGACUCUAGCCGCGAAAGGAACCAGCAUCGAGCAUGAAGAACUCCAACUCCAUGGAUUGCGAGACCUGCUAUUAUGUGGAUAUUAACAAAUCAUGGCUCAGCCAGACCCAAGGCUAUACGGACUACAGCUAUGGCUAUGAUCAGAUGUAUAAUCAGGGAUACCAUGAAAUGGAGGCCACCUGGUCGUCGUCCAACGAUGCCCACGAGCUGGAUGCCACGCAGCAGGAACAGCACAGAUCACCCGCCAGGCAAGACGAGCCAGUCCGAGACUCCAAUCCGAAGGCCAGGACAGCAACCACCUCGCAGCGCAAGGAGCGCACAGCAUUCACCAAGUCGCAGCUGAAGGAGCUGGAGAGCGAAUUCCUCUACUCAAACUAUCUGACGCGCCUGAGACGGUACGAAAUCGCUGUGGCCCUGGAGCUGACGGAGCGGCAGGUGAAGGUUUGGUUCCAGAAUCGCCGCAUGAAGUGCAAACGCAUCAAGCUUGAGGAAGGAGGAGCCACCAAAACGCACUGCUAGUUUGUACAGGGAC
Molecule: messenger RNA, 838 nt
Organism: Drosophila miranda
Lineage: Eukaryota; Metazoa; Arthropoda; Insecta; Diptera; Drosophilidae
Gene: btn
Product: homeobox protein MOX-1
Exons: 1
Coding region: 340-825 (161 amino acids)
Biological process (GO): regulation of DNA-templated transcription
Molecular function (GO): DNA-binding transcription factor activity, RNA polymerase II-specific; DNA binding
Source: RefSeq, a predicted model, not a curated record